AUGGAAGACGAUCAAAAAUUGAAAUUAUUAAAUCAAAGUGAAGAUUAUUUAGAUUCUUACGGAAAUCAGGAAGCUAAUGCAGUCGUGAAAGAUCCUGGUGAUAAUAAUGAUGAAGAGAAUAGAGAUCAGUUGUCAUCAAGAAGUAAAAAGGUCUUCUUAGCCACGUUAUCUUACAUAACUGGCUGUGGAGCGAUGGCUCUAGUACUUUUGGCGUCCUUUUUCCCAGUAGUAGCGGUAAAUAGGCAUAUCUAUCCUUAUGAAAUUGCUAUCAUUUUUGCAAUUUACCCACUGAUGAAGUUUUUGUCGUCGACAGUCAUUGGCCUCUAUUUGCCUCAAGUGGGAGUUAAUAUUACUAUUUGGAUGGGUUUGAUAUUGGAAGGUGGUGGCUUGAUCAUCUUUGCAUUUCUAGAUAGAAUUUUGGAUCGAAAUACCUUCGUAGUGUAUUGCAUCAUAACUAGAGGAUUUCAAGGUGCUGGCGCAGGUCUCCAUCUAACUGCUAGUAUUGCUUGCGCUAUUGCAAUCAAUCAAGAUGCUAUUGGAACGACAAUUGCAAUUAUAGAAUUUGCUGCUGGAAUUGCAUUGAUAAUAAGCCCUAUCAUAGGAGGUGUUCUUUAUCAGUAUGGAGGUUUUAAAGCCCCUUUCCUGGCUUUGGGAUGUUUACUAGUCAUCAAUAGUUUUUUGGUCAUUAAAUUUCCUCGUAUCCAUGAUAUUAGAGCAUCGCCACCACUAAAAACUUUCCUUAAAGUUUUAACCAUGCCACGCGUAGUAAUAUUAUACGUUACGAUCAUCUUGCAAACAAUUUGUGUAACCUUUUUGGAUCCAACUAUAGCAAUUCAUCUCAGACAGUUCCAUCUAUCAUCAUCUGCAAUUGGUGGAUUAUAUGGUAUCCAAUCGUUAUCUUACAUGAUAUUUUGCGCUGUUGCUGGCAUUAUUGUCGAUAAAACGGGAAAAUUUCGAUGGAUCAAUAUUUACGCAUUUAUAAUUCUUGCUGUAUCAUUCCAAUUUGUAGGACCAGCUCCAUACUUGAAAAUGCAUCAAUCCCUUACAAAAAUCGUGAUCGUAUUUAUAUUUAUUGGCCUUGCAAUCGCUCUUUCAGUAGUCUCUAGUUAUCCAGAUAUGGCAGAAAUUCUAACUUCACGAAAAAAAAAAUGGAUCAAUCAUGAAAAUAAAUUUAUGGUAUUUUCUUUAACAUCUGGAUUAGCUAAUUCUGGUCUUGCACUGGGUCAAAUCCUGGGUCUACUUAUUGGUGGUGCCUUGGCAUUAAAAUCAGAUGCAGCUUUUAACUGGACUUCAUCGGUCUUAGGUUUCUUAGCCUUAGGACAGAAAUUAAAAAUUUCGUAUAGAGAGGCUUUGGAGUAA
Molecule: messenger RNA, 1359 nt
Organism: Trichoplax adhaerens
Lineage: Eukaryota; Metazoa; Placozoa; Uniplacotomia; Trichoplacea; Trichoplacidae
Exons: 15
Coding region: 1-1359 (452 amino acids)
Biological process (GO): transmembrane transport
Molecular function (GO): transmembrane transporter activity
Source: RefSeq, a predicted model, not a curated record